CUUGGGCAUGUCAUGGAUUCAUCAACAAAUUCCAAAAUCAACUUUUUCAUGGAAUUUAUAUYAAAUCCUUUGUUGUUUUAAGCUAGUUUUACUAUCCUAAACUAUGCUACCAGGAAGACAAUUAAUUGUAAACGAAUACAGUGGCUUUUCGAGGCGACGGAACUCGAGAAGAGGCCGGAGACCAAAACCAGAGUACGAAAGAAAUAUCGUUUCCGCAUUUUUUGCUCUAACGUCGGCCGUAUUGGUAGCUAUUGCCGAAGCAGAACCAAAAUGGGUGAAGAUUGAUGGCGGAAGAUGCGAUGGAGACUAUUUAGGCUUAUAUAAAGUCAUUGCUUACAAGUCAUGGCGGAGUUUAGAGGAGUUCUGCUAUACGCAGACAAUGGUGACAAUUCUAAGAAUCACUGUUGCAAUUUGCUGUAUAAGUAUUGUUGCGAGUAUGUUUGCAUGUCUUUUGGAUCUGUGUGGAACACUGAAUAAAACUUUGAAGUGCAUCAAGGACAACUCUGUCGCCAAUAUCUUAACAGUAAUGUUUUGUGUGGCUACAAAUGGUCUCGUUUUCUGGGUAACACGUGAAUUAGAGAAAAGUAAAAUUGCUCAAAAUCCAGGUCAACAUGAAAAAAUUACUGUCACAUAUGAGGUAAGUUUCUACUUGGUAGCAGCAGCAGGUGCUUCGUCUGUGCUGGCCACUGCAUUUGGUGUACUGUACUGCCAGCGAAGACACAGACAGAACAAUAUGACAGAUGAUGAAUUGUCUAUGGWACUUAUGUAUGCAAUGCAUAAUGCAGAGUCACUAUCUGAUAUUCCACCUCCAGCUUAUUCACCUUGAAUGACCAAUACUUUGUUAGAUACAGACUGGAAAUGGUUUUUCUGUAGAGAAUAACCAUUGAAUAGAAUUCAAGAAGAAUAUGUAAUCUAUGGUGAUUGACUUAGUACAAAUGUAAAGUGUAUCAAGAGAGUAAAGUAAAUCGAAAAGACUCUUACAACGCAAUGACUUACGGCUCAAAACRCAAAAGUUUGGUUAAUGAUAAUCAGGAUUUGUCAUAAAAUAGCUAAAAUGAAGUCUGUUUGUACUUGCAAAGACUCUGACUGUUGGGGAAGAAUUCUCGUACAUUAUCAGUGAUCAGACUUUUGGGCUUUGCAGUGUAAGAUGACGUGCUACUCUGUUAAAAACAAUGCAUUCAGACACUACUAAAAAAUCCAAAUUAUAUGCCAAUUCACAAAGUAUUUCAGAGUUUUACAAAGAAAUCAAAAGAAAAAGCCUUAUAUUAAGUGUAACAGUGUACAUAAAUGUAAGAUAUAAUAUAGAAAGGAAAGACACCAAAGCACUAUUCAACAAUCAUUAUUGAUAUGUCUUUCAACACAUUUACUGCAGGUUCAAUAAUCAUUUGUACAUGUCUUGGAAAAAGGCUGUCAAUCACAAAAGCAUCUACAAAAAUACCCCCCUCCCCCCCCAAAAAAAAA
Molecule: messenger RNA, 1461 nt
Organism: Exaiptasia diaphana
Lineage: Eukaryota; Metazoa; Cnidaria; Anthozoa; Actiniaria; Aiptasiidae
Product: transmembrane protein 127
Exons: 3
Coding region: 104-826 (240 amino acids)
Biological process (GO): negative regulation of cell population proliferation; negative regulation of TOR signaling
Cellular component (GO): membrane
Source: RefSeq, a predicted model, not a curated record